CGAGAGCGGCGUUUAACAGAGGGUUGGAGUGAGGGGGGAGUAAUAAACUUUUGUAUUUAUUCUUCUCUCUUGCCAAUGGAAUAUAUGUAUUUUACUACAUAAUAUCUACAUCAUCUACAUAUUUGCACUUGCAAGGGGGGAGUUUAUUAGAGAGUGUACUUAUUAAAAAAACCAACCUCGUUCCCAGGGCUUUUUAGGUUUUUUGUAUUUGGACGUUCAAAUAUAAAUAACCUAAAAAGCCCUGAGAAUGAGGUUAAAAAAAAAACAAGUCGGAAAGUUUAAUCGACACGAUGUGUUAAGGGGGCGCUCAUUGAAAACAUUGGAGUAGUUGAACAAUUUGAAGUUGUGGAGCUUUUUUAUUAGCGCAUGCGCACUUUAAAAAAUAUGUAAAUUUUGUCCAAGUGCGCAAGCGCUAAUAAAAAAGCUCGCGAGCAUUUUACGAUACAGUGGAAAAUACAGUCAAAAGCCCUUUCAGGGUCAAAAAAGUUUGGGCCAAUAAGUCAUACAAAGAAUUAUCAGAGAACAACAAAUCAUAAAGAAGGAAGCUAGCUAGCUAGCUCAUUUUGUUUUUGUGAAAUGAUUAUGUCUAUAGUAUGUUCAUAUUUUUUUGCAAAUUCUUGUGGUUUGAUUAAUUCAAUUAUGUUUCUAAAAGGUAAUUGCUGGAGAAAAAAACUAAUCCAUCUUCAUCUGAGUAACCAGCAAAUAAACAGAUAAGCGGGAAUGAAUAGAUAACAUUACACAAAAAAAGAAUUGAAGAUCAACAUGUACAUGUCAAUAAACUUCACCGCAAGAUAGUACAAAACAACAUGGCUUUUAUAAUACUGACACAUCCUGAAGAUAUGACGUGAUUUAUGCUUGUAGAGUUUAUCAUACAGUAUGUAAAUAAGAGAUACAGACAUUGAUUAGGGCGCACCAACAAUUAAAUGGGCGGGUAUCACUGCAGACAAUGAUUUCAAAGCUAUUUUGGGUGUUUUUUGUAUUUCUUUAUAGCUUAUAUAUUAAGGGUAUAUUUUCGUAUCAUAUUCGUGAAAAAGCUAACUAAAGAAAUUUAUUUUGUGGUUGUUAGAAGAUAUCGAGAAAAAACAUUGAAGUAAUAAUGGCGCUCCAUUCACAACACAGCUCACUGGGUGUGCACCAAUUUACUAUUAUCAAUAUGACUGGAAGCGAUGGAAACUAUACUGGCAUUCCCAUGGAAAUCCUAUUUUCUCCGGUUGACGUGGUGACAAUGAUUAUAUUAACCGGUAUAUUUUCAAUCGGAUUGCUGGGCAACCUUUUAGUAGUGUACAUAUUCGGCGUUAGAUCACGCAACAACGUUAAGAGAUUCGAAAGAUUCCUUCUUAUGCUUGGAUUCAUAGACUUAGCGUCAUCCGUCAUAAUCCCGCUAUCCUUUAUGUAUCUUACGGCAACGAAAUUCCAGCAAUGGCAUUUUGGGGAAAUCGGAUGUAAGUUGAUACCUUCUUUACUUCAAAUCAGCAUCACGCUUUCUCAAGGUGUACUUAUCUUAAUUAGUUAUGAACGCUACCACACGCUGGUGAAACCUUUUAACGACCCGCUAUCAAGAGGAAAAAUCGGAUUAUGGAUAUUAAUUGUAGUUGCGUUAUCAAUAUUUUUUGUGCUGCCUUACAUGAGUACAUUCAGCGUACACGAAAACCAACAAUACAACACCAAGACAUGCGCACCAGACAGCGACAAAACAGGCAUGUCGCUUGGGUCAGCUUUGUUACAAGUCACGCGUGACAUAAUUGCGCUGGGUGUUAUGGGAUUUCUUGGUUUCAGAAUGAACCGCACCCUGGUAAAACAACACGACAACUUAACAUGGAGACGAGAAAAAAUGUCGAGGAAAGGAAGACGCCUUUUGAAGCUGGUCAUUAUUAUUUUUUCGAUUUUAACCCUACCGCUCGAUAUUUACCAAGUUAUUUUCUAUGCAGUGGUUCACUCAAACGUCCAUAUAAGUAAGAAAGGAUAUGAAAUUAUUGUUAUGGUAAACACGUUUCUAAAUUUAGUGCAAACGUCCAACUCGGUUGUUAAUGUUUUUAUCUAUUCGCGCAUGCACAGUAUGUUUACUGUACAGUGUUGUAUUCAACAGAGAGAACGACACAGUCGCCGAAGGCACAGUAGUCGAUGGGGAGAAAGUUUUUGUACCGAGACUGAAGUUUUGAACGGAGAAACUAAAAGAAUGUCAAAAAUGCACAAAGUGUAAGCGUUCUCACGCAAAACAAAAUAAACAAUACGAAAAACUUUGAGUAAUAGCUUAAAUUUAUUACGCUUGUUCCUGGAAUCUUGUAAAUAAUUUUUUUCUGUAAAUACAACU
Hydractinia symbiolongicarpus is the source of this 2311-nucleotide messenger RNA. RefSeq names its product neuromedin-B receptor-like. NCBI's taxonomy places the organism in Eukaryota, Metazoa, Cnidaria, Hydrozoa, Anthoathecata, Hydractiniidae. The record is from RefSeq and is a predicted model, not a curated record. Gene Ontology annotation, molecular function: G protein-coupled peptide receptor activity. The coding region runs from base 1097 to 2200 and encodes 367 amino acids. Gene Ontology annotation, cellular component: membrane. Gene Ontology annotation, biological process: neuropeptide signaling pathway. The transcript has 3 exons.